This is a messenger RNA of Meleagris gallopavo (turkey), 1711 nucleotides long. The record is from RefSeq and is a predicted model, not a curated record. Lineage: Eukaryota; Metazoa; Chordata; Aves; Galliformes; Phasianidae.
GCUGCGUUAUUGACACAACACUUUCUAUUGAUAGAAUAAGCAGCGAUUGUCCCGAGUCAUUGGUGCGCCAAAGUGCGCCGCGAUGGGCUGGCCUGAGUCCGCCGCGCUGAGCUGGUUCCGCCGGUGCGGCGGCGGCCGCUCCCGUGCGUGCGGACCGGUGACGAGAGAAGGGGCAGAGAGUGACAGAGAGAGGGGGGGGAGAGAAAAAAAAAGAGGCGUCUACCAAAGCGGCUCAAAGCGGGCGAACAAACGGGAGCCAACCAUGGACAAUAGUGGCCAUCACACGGCGACCAAAAUCCUCGCGGCUCCUUCUGCGAGAGAAAGCCUUUCUGCCAGGAGCACCAUGAUCGGCACGCCCAAGCCCCUCGCCUUCUCCAUCGAGCGCAUCAUGGCGCGGACGCCCGAGCCCCGCUCCGUGCCCGUCCCGCAGCUCCUGCACGGCUCCGCGGCCAAAGGCGACGCCAAGCACCCGCUGCACCUCGGCUCCUCCAUCCCCUGCAUGAUCCCCUUCGUGCCGGUGGCGUACGACCCCCUGGGCAAAGCGGCGGGCGCGGAGCCCAGGAAGGCGCCCUUGGACUCCUCUUCCUCGCCCUCCUUCAGCUGCGGCGAUCUCUUGAACUGUGCCCUGAGCCUGAAAGGAGAUUUCCCCCGCGACGCCCUGCCCUUGCAGCAGUACAAACUGGUAAGACCCCGAGUGGUCAAUCACUCCUCCUUCCACGCCAUGGGAGCCCUGUGCUAUUUCAACCGAGGCGACGGCCCCUGUCACCCGGCCUCCGGUGUCAACAUCCACCCGGUGGCUUCUUAUUUCCUCAGCUCCCCGCUGCAGCCGCAGCCCAAGGCGUACCUGGCGGAGCGGAACAAGCUGGUGCUGCCGCCCGCCGACAAGUUCCCCGCCGGGGUGGCCUUCAAGGACUUGUCGCAGGCACAGCUGCAGCAUUACAUGAAGGAGAGUGCCCAGAUCCUCUCGGAAAAGAUCGCCUACAAGAGCGCGGAGUUCGGCCGCGGCUCGCCGAGCAGCAAGCCCAAAGUUUUCACGUGCGAAGUUUGCGGGAAGGUAAGUAGAGCCCCGCCGCCUCCCUCCCGUCCCCGCCGCGUAUUCAAUGCACACUAUAACCUAACUCGCCACAUGCCGGUGCACACGGGAGCCAGACCCUUCGUUUGCAAAGUUUGCGGGAAGGGCUUCAGGCAGGCGAGCACGCUGUGCCGCCACAAGAUCAUCCACACGCAGGAGAAGCCCCACAAGUGCAACCAGUGCGGCAAAGCCUUCAACCGGAGCUCGACCCUGAACACGCACACGCGGAUCCACGCCGGUUACAAACCCUUUGUUUGCGAAUUCUGUGGCAAAGGGUUUCACCAGAAAGGCAACUACAAAAACCACAAGCUGACCCACAGCGGGGAAAAGCAAUUCAAGUGCAAUAUCUGCAACAAGGCUUUCCACCAGGUGUACAACCUCACCUUCCACAUGCACACCCACAACGACAAGAAGCCCUUCACCUGCCCCACCUGCGGCAAAGGCUUCUGUCGGAACUUUGACCUCAAGAAGCACGUCCGCAAGCUGCACGACAGUGCCAUGGGGCUGCCUCGGCCCCCGGCCGAGCUGGGCGGUCAUGCUUUCAGAGGAGACCAAGCUGAGGUGGAUGUGCUGUUUCCAAACAGCCUUGGAGGCAGGUGUGAGAUCCCAUUCCUGCUGCUUCAUGAGUAUGUGCCGUAG